GCCUCCCAUCUUGGGGGUUUAAGGCCCGCCCUUUGGGGGCGGCUGCCUCAGCCAUCUAGGACCUGCUUAGCACUCCCUAAGUCUGAGACCUGCAGAGGAACUAGCAGCCCGGGCACUGCAGAGGAGCUCACAGCCCAGAACCUGUAGAGAAGUAAGACUCGGAUCUGAUCUGCUUCACAUGCUGUUAGGCUGAGUGUGUUCCAAGAGAAGGUGGAGGGAAGGAGAAGGACCUGAGAGCAUCAGAGAAAGCUGUCUCGGAAACUGAACCCUUCAAAUUGUGGGUACUGGGACCCUGCCUCCCUGAGACUCUUUCCUGAUUGAAACAUCUCCCCAGUCCCGUGACAGCUACUGUGAGCCUUGGUCUCUAUUCACUUCUGAACCCCACCUCCCAGAGAACAUCAUCUCCAAUAAUCACAACCAGCUUUUUCCCUUGGUGGAGUGACUAUCUCCCACAAUAGAGAGGCAGAAAGCAAGACUUGCGUUAUCAGCCUCCAUGUACUCAGAGAUCCAGAGGGAGCGGGCUGACAUCGAGGGACUCAUGGCCCGGCCAGAGUACAGAGAGUGGAAUUCAGAGCUCAUCAAACCCAAGAAGCUGCUGAACCCUGUGAAGGCUUCUCGGAGCCAUCAGGAGCUGCACCGUGAGCUGCUUAUGAACCACAAAAGGGGCUUGGGUAUGGACAGCAAGCCUGAGCUGCAGCGAGUCCUGGAGCACCGUCGCAGGAAUCAGCUGAUCAAAAAGAAGGAGGAGGAGCUGGAGGCCAAGCGGAUGCAGUGCCCCUUCAAGCAGGAGCUGCUGAGGCGGCAGCAGAGACUGAACCAGCUGGAAAACCCACCACAGAGAGACGAGGACCACGCCCCUGAGUUCAUCAAAGUCCGGGAAAACCUACGCAGAAUCACCACACUGACCAGCGAGGAAAGAGCACUGUAGAGCUCCCUCCAUCCAGCUCCUGCCACUUACUCUGGCCCAGCCCUCCUCCAGCCAGUCUGAACCUGAGGACCCUAGCCCACAAUGCUGCCAGCAAGGCACACCUGAGAGGCCAGCUAUUCCUGGGAAGCUGGAGACACACACACACACACACACACACACACACACACCCCACAGAAAGGUCUCUGGACUUUUCUUUCUGAGCACCUAGCCUUCUUGCACCAGAGAGGAAGCCACUGCCAGGAAAGACCUCCAGAGGUGCCAUCCCUGCUCUGACUCACUGAUAUUUCCCUAGCAGAAGUGAGGAAGAGGGCCAGGUGUCCCUCCAUUCUGCCUCAGUUGCCCAAUAAGGCCUAUUUCUUGGAGCAGCUCAGCUCCUAGUGUUGGGAACAGCUCAACUCUGGCUUAGCCUGAGGCCAAGGACACCUGUUUUAGAAAUCACAGGCAAGCAAAGAAAGCACCAGAUGUUUGUAGCAAGGAAGGGCAUGGGAGGCGACAGCAGACUGUGGUCAGGUGGGAAGGGACCCAAGCAAAGCAGCUUUAGGUCUUGCCAGCUUGCCUCAGAGUUUGGCUUUAAUUGCUCCUCCCUACUGCCCUCCCUAAAUUAUUAACCACACCUCACCUCAGAGCUCUGGCUUCCAGCCUAGAACAGCACAUUGCCAAGUUUACUGUAUGCACAAAUCAGAGAAUCUUGUGAACAGUCCCUGGAAGCUACGUGUCUAACACACUCCCGGAGGUGGUCCUGGACAUGGGUUUGAACAUAUAGCUAGGCUGACGCACCCAAGAGUGGUAUAUUAAAAAUAGCCAACUCUCUUGGCUCCCUGGCCUGGAGGUUCCCAGUGCCUCCUCUGAAGCCCCCAAAUUCUUCAUUCACUAUCCAUAGUGUUCCCACCACACACACACACACACACACACACACACACACACACACACACACAGAGAGAGAGAGAGAGAGAGAGAGAGAGAGAGAGAGAGAAUUCCUUGGCCUGGUCAGGGGAUUAUAACUGCCAAUCAUUAUUUCUUACUGGUAUAAAAACACUAUCAUGCAAUUCUAGCCAAAAAGAAGGGGGAAAGAACCUUAGCUUUCUACAGCUUUUUGGAAAGCAACUAUAUAAUGAUUUCCUAUGGAACAAUAUAUAUGCUAUUUUGAAGACCCCACUGCCAUGGUGAUGGAAUAAACUCUUAGGUCAAUAUUGCCAGCACUGUUACCUGAGACCCUGCCCCUCCUUCCCCCCAGUCUGGGUCUUCCCCACCCAUUCUUCUUCCUCAAAAGCCCCUUCCUCCCUCUGUUACACACGAAUUACUUGAAUCUUUUGCUCCUAUGCCAUUUUUGAAGAUCUACAGAGUAAGCCAGGCCAGAAUUCUUUCCCCUGAAGAAUGAAAUCCAUAAUUCACCUUUGCAGGUGGGAAGAGCACUUCCAGACAAGCAGAAGUUCUCACUCCCCAGAGCACAGAUUUCCCUGCUGGGGCGCCAGUGGCUCUGCCUGCUGGAAAUGAUGGUGAUGGCCAGCAGGGUCUGACAGUGAAUGGAGAUUCUAUCUCUUCCUUAUGGAUAUUGCCUGCAUAGAUGUGUAACACACACACACAUCCUCUGUGUGUGUGUGUGUGUGUGUGUGUGUGUGUGUGUUCUAACUCUAAUGUUCUAAAGCACUGCUUCUCAACUUUCCUAAUGCUGUAACCCUUUAACAUAGAUUCUCAUGUUGUGGUAACCCCCUCAACCAUAAAUUAUUUUCAUUGCUUUUUCAUGACCAAUUUUACUACUAUUAAACAUCAUAAUGUAAAUAUCUGAUAUGCAGGAUAUCUGAUGUGUGGUCCCCCACCCCCAUGAAGGGGUCACAACCCACAGGUUGAGAAACACUGGUUUAAAUACAGUGAACCUGUCUUAAGUAUCUGCUGGUGAGGUUUUAUGCUGAAGAUGUGUUUCCUAAAUAAAGAAAGGGUUGGGGGUUGUCACCUUAAAGGUACAUGUGCUGUUCUGAUAUGUAAUGAGGAGCAGGACAGGACAUCUGGGAUAGAUAGGACCACCCAAGGGACUUAGCAGUCCCUAGGGAAAUGGCAAAUCAUGGAGAGACCUCAAGUCAGGUCAUCCAGAGGAACCAUAGUAGCUACCUUGAUACUCUGUGACUCGGUUAGUCCCAAUUUAGUUUCUCUCGCUGCUUCCCACCAGAGAUUAUAAACCUAGCCUCCUCUGCACGUUUGGGUGAGCAUGUGAUCAGGUAUGGCCAAUGAAAUUGAAGUGGAAGUCUACAGGAGCUACUAGAAAAGCCCAUGCCUUUUCUGAGAGCCUUGCUUUGCUUCUUCCUUCUUGAUUGAGGAUGCAAUGCCUGGACCAUUAGCAACCAUGUUUUACCUAAAGAAAAGGCCAAAAGAUCCAUAAACCCCAUGAUCAUCUAACCAAGCAAGUGCCAACAACUCUCCAUCUCCAGACUCCUUGUAAAUAAAAAUAAAUUCCUGUUUGGUAAA
Mus caroli (Ryukyu mouse) is the source of this 3388-nucleotide messenger RNA. It is a transcript of the gene Fam107a, whose product is annotated as family with sequence similarity 107 member A. Gene Ontology annotation, cellular component: stress fiber; synapse; neuron projection. Gene Ontology annotation, biological process: actin filament bundle assembly; actin filament polymerization; regulation of actin cytoskeleton organization. The record is from RefSeq and is a predicted model, not a curated record. Lineage: Eukaryota; Metazoa; Chordata; Mammalia; Rodentia; Muridae.